GAGGCUUUCUUCUCUGCAAAAAAGGCCAGUCCGAGGUCUCUCUUAGUUCCCGCAUCGCCGGCCCUUGUAGCUCUGUGUCACUGAUGUCUGCCGCGUUUGGUUUCGACGGCCCUCACGCCACCUCCACCGCCAAGUCCAGCUCCACCUCCCUCCCUCGCCGCUCAGUGGCCCACCGGCAGCCUCACCGUCACCACCAAUCGUACGCUCGCCGCACCGUACGGACCCCUGCGGCAGCGGCCUCGCCUGACGCUCGGCCUGACGGUCCGCCCUCGCCCUCGCAGUCCCGUCCCGGCGCCGCCAUUCCCAGCAGCGAGGACGGCAAUGUCAGUCUGCAGGCGGCGGUGGCGCAGUGGCAGGCAGCAGGGCUCAGUGUGGGCAUCUUCAACCGCACUACCGGCCUCACAACCAACCUGCCUCCUGUGCCACCGACUCCACCUCCCCCCCUGCCGAUGGGCACCAUUCCCAGCGACUCGCCCAACCGCACCGUGUACCGCGUCAAGGCCAAGAGGGGGCUGGACGGCCGCCGCUACGAGGCCUGUCUGCACCAGGACGGCCGCUCCCUCCUCGACCCCCACGGUGACGUGAUCAUGUUGCCCGAGGAGGGCGAGCAGUCGGGGUGGAUGAACCUGGAGCUGGAGGGCGAGGACGAGGGGGGCCGGAUGGUGGACCCACAUGUUCAGCCUGUGGGACAUGUGAGGCACUCGCGACAUUCCUGGCGGUGAGCGAGGGAGGGAGAAAGGGAGGGAGGACGGGAGAAAGGGAGCAGGUCACACAGGCAUGUGUGUGUGUGUGUGUGUGUGUGUGUGUGUGUGCAGGCGUGUUGUUAGGCGCGAAGCCUGGUCUGUCGAGAAGCUGCUGUCGCUGAUGUUCAUGUGAUCGGCUGACCUUAUUUGCCUGCCUGCCUGCCUGCCAAGACAGACACACACACGCAAAGACACACACGCACAGAGAGAGAGAGAGAGAGAGCGUGUGCUGCAUGGCUUGGCUGGCUGGAUGGAUGGCGUGUGUGCGGUGUCGGUUCGUGUGCUAACGGUGUCUGUCGCCUUCUGUUGUGUGGCCCGUUCAUUUGUCGGUGGUCUCUCUCUGUGUGCCCACUGUGAUCUGUUUGCUGUGAUGGCCGGCUUGCGAAGAGAUAGCGGCCGUCUCGUCUGUGGACUGUGUGCUGCUGUCGUAUUACUCAGUGUGCUCUCAGGCACAUUGACACAGAUGUGUGUUUAUGUGUAAUGUAGAUAUGUCUGUCUGCACGUAACACGAAGUAAUCGACGUAAUUGCUGCCUUCACUGUGCUGUGUGUCGCCUGCCUGGAUGGAUGGAUGGAUGGAGGGCUUUCAUGUAAGGGUGUACUUAACGUUGUAAUGUUGAUAUGUCUGUCUGCACGUAACACGAAGUAAUCGACGUAAUUGCUGCCUUCACUGUGCUGUGUGUCGCCUGCCUGCCUGGAUGGAUGGAUGGAGGGCUUUCAUGUAAGGGUGUACUUAACGAUAUGUCUGUCUCUUCUUAACACGACAUAAUCGACGUAAUCGCUGCCCUCUACUUAACGGCUUGUGUGCGUGUGAGCGGGGGACUGACAGACAGCGGGAGAGACCAGCGGGCAGCAAACAGACUUGAAACAGACCUUGAGAGUGAUCCAAUGCAAUGC
This is a messenger RNA of Vitrella brassicaformis, 1638 nucleotides long. The record is from the annotation of a GenBank genome assembly. Lineage: Eukaryota; Vitrellaceae.